This is a messenger RNA of Octopus bimaculoides (California two-spot octopus), 1444 nucleotides long. RefSeq names its product bystin. Gene Ontology annotation, molecular function: snoRNA binding. The record is from RefSeq and is a predicted model, not a curated record. Gene Ontology annotation, cellular component: cytoplasm; preribosome, small subunit precursor; nucleolus. Lineage: Eukaryota; Metazoa; Mollusca; Cephalopoda; Octopoda; Octopodidae. Gene Ontology annotation, biological process: rRNA processing.
AGAGAGUUGCAUUUACUGCAGAGUUGGAGCAACUUCCGGUAACUCAACUUCCGCCAUCUGUGGGUUCGUCUCCACGUGCCUAUGAUUUCAGGAAAAAAGUUUUCUUGUUUUUAAUAUUUCUUGAUCAACACUUCGCAGUAAUGGGGAAAAUGAAAGGUGAUAAACACAAAUCGAAGAACCCUCAUCUGGCAGACCAGAUUCUCGAGGAUAAAUCUGUUCGACCUCCUGGCAGAACAAAAGAUAAACAAAAUCGUCAAGACAGCGAUGACGAAUUUGUCGAUGAGAAGUUGUCACGUAAGAUCUUGGAGCAGGCACGUGCCCAACAAGAAGAGCUUGAAGAAGAACAUGGCAUUAAUAAAUCACAGAUAAAGAAGAAAAAGAAAGUUUCACUGGACAUUUGCCCGACUCAGCAUUCUGAAGAUGAAGAGUCUGACAAAUCAGAUUCUGAAUGUUACACAGAGCAAGAAAUUCCAGUCAGCAAAGAAGAUGAAGAAGCAUUGGAAAUGUUCAUGUCCAAACAACCUCCGAAACGUCUCUGUCUGGCAGAUAUCAUUAUGGAGAAACUAUCAGCAAAACGAACAGAAAUCAACUCUGUUCUCUCAGACAACGAAGGGGUCGAAGUGAAAGAGAUGGACGAACGAGUUGUUGAGAUGUACCGAAAUGUCCGCAACAUUCUCGCUGUUUACAGAAGUGGCAAACUGCCGAAACCAUUCAAAAUUAUACCAUCUUUGAGGAACUGGGAACAGGUGUUACACAUUACACGACCAGAGCAGUGGUCAGCUGCAGCCAUGUACCAAGGAACCAGAAUAUUUGCAUCAAAUCUCAAUUCAAAAAUGGCUCAGAGUCUUCUUAAGGAAAGUUUUGGUAAUAUUUUCUCUCUUUUAUUUCAGUCCUUACGAAAAGCUUUAUUUAAACCAGCUGCUUUCUUCAAAGGCAUCCUUAUUCCCCUCUGUGAGGCUGACUGUACACUGAGAGAAGCGACAAUUGUUGCCAGCAUCCUGAUCAAGUAUUCUGUCCCGAUGCUUCACGCAGCCGCUGCAAUGCUCAAGCUAGCUGAGAUGAACUAUAAUGGUGGUACGUCCAUCUUCCUCAGAGCUCUCCUUGAUAAGAAAUAUGCUCUUCCAUAUCGUGUCAUUGAUGGAAUUGUUUACCACUUCCUUGGAUUCUCCCGAGAACAGCGUCGAUUGCCCGUUCUGUGGCACCAGUCUUUCCUAACGUUUGUUCAGCGCUACAAAGAGAAUGUCUCCAGUGAACAAAAGGAAUCAUUGCUCGAAGUAUUGAAGGUUCACAACCACGCAGAAAUUACACCAGACAUUCGGUGGGAACUUCUCAAUUCCAAGUGUCGGGAUGAUGUCAAAGAGGAACCCGCAACAAUGGAUGUUCAGUGAUUACUGAAGAAUGGUUGAUAGUUUGUAAAUAAACAUGGACAAAAAUUGGAACUAUA